Molecule: messenger RNA, 540 nt
Organism: Micropterus salmoides (largemouth bass)
Lineage: Eukaryota; Metazoa; Chordata; Actinopteri; Centrarchiformes; Centrarchidae
Product: collagen alpha-1(I) chain-like
Exons: 3
Source: RefSeq, a predicted model, not a curated record
GCGGGCCCUAGGGGCGAGCCAGGCUGUUGCGGGGAUGAAGGCCCUUGGGGUGACCCAGGCCCUAGGGGCGAGCCAGGCUGUUGCGGGGAAGACGGCCCUUGCGGCAAGCUGGGCCCUAGGGGCGAGCCAGGCUGUUGCGGGCCAGGCCCUACGGGUGAGCCAGGCUGUUGGGGCGACCCAGGCCCUACGGGUGAGCCAGGCUGUUGCGGGGAUGAAGGCCCUUGGGGCGACUCAGGCCCUUGGGGCGCGCCAGGCUGUUGCGGGGAUGAAGGCCCUAGGGGCGACCCAGGCCCUAGAGGCAAUGAAGGUUCUUCUGGGGAUGAAGGCCCUUGGGGCGACCCAGGCCCUACGGGUGAGCCAGGCUGUUGCGGGGAAGACGGCCCUUGGGGCGACGAAGGCCCUAGAGGCAAUGAAGGUUCUUGUGGUGAGCCGGGCUGUUGCGGGGAAGACGGCCCUUGCGGUGAGCCGGGCCCUAGGGGCGAGCCAGGCUGUUGCGGGGAUGAAGGCCCUUGCGGCGACCCAGGCCCUAGGGGUGAGCCA